AUGGUUGGUAAAAAGUCGGGAAAGGCCCUCCGGGAUGAGGGCCUUGAGCGGACGGAUAAUAACAUGGAGUUGUCAAACUGGCCUCAGAUCGCCCCGAUCAACCAGAAGAACUACUAUACUGAUUAUCUCAAGAGAGACGACCAGUAUUUGGCCUUUAGACUGCAGAAUGAAGAGACAAGGAAUAGGAUGGCCAAAACAGCAAAGGAUCGGGAUCGUGCUCUAGCCCUGGCGAAAGCGAAUGACUUGGGUUUGCCCGAACCGGAGGCGGAUGCGGAUGGAGAUACGAACAUGGAAGAUGGUACGGAGGAGACGGCUGAAACGUUAGGCUCCAAGGUGAUUGUCAUCCAUGUUGGUAGUCAGAACCUGCGGAUUGGUUUGGCCAGCGAUGCAUUGCCGAAGACAGUUCCCAUGGUGAUUGCGCGCAAAUCGACCACGAGUGAGUCCGAAGACCACGAUGAGCCUUCUCCCAAAAGGCUGAAACUGGACGACGGCUAUCCAAUGGAGCCUGAGAAAAUGUUUGGUCCUGAGUUUUCGUCGCAAUAUACCACGAUGGUCGCAGAACUCAAGGGACAUAUGCGACAAAACAAACGCAGAACUCUACCUAAUUCCAAAGAAAUGGUCAUCAACUACAACCGAAGGACUGUACCGGAAACCAUUCCUGAACACAAUGACCCGCUCCGUAUUGAAUGGACAGACAUUGAGGACCAAGCACCUGAAUAUAUCGUUGGUCAAGCAGCACUGAGGAUACCUGACGAUUCGAAACCUCGAUACAAACUCUACUGGCCCAUGAGAUAUGGGUGGUGCAACGAAAAAGACUACGACAGCAAGAGACUCUUAUUCCUGGAUGUCGCGCUUAUUCUUGAGGACACGAUCAAAAACCAAUUGGGUGUGACCAGCAAAAAGGACUGGGCGCAGUAUUCAUGUGUCUUUGUUAUUCCAGAUUUGUACGAGAAGACGUACGUUACCCAGGUCCUUGAUAUGCUGAUGAGGGAAUUUUCGUUCGCCCGCGUCUGCUUCAUUCAGGAGAGUUUGGCCGCUACCUUUGGUGCCGGAUUCACAUCGGCAUGUGUUGUCGACAUUGGUGCACAAAAGACGUCGAUAUGUUGCGUGGAGGAAGGAAUGUGUAUUGAAAACUCUCGCGUCAAUCUGAAAUUCGGCGGUGCCGAUGUGACCGAGGCAUUUAUCAAGAUGAUGAUGUUUGAUCAUUUUCCGUAUGCAGAGAUCAAUCUGUGGCGUCGGUAUGACUUCUUGCUAGCUGAGGAGUUGAAGAAAAAUGUCUGCACGUUGAACGAGGCAAGCGUUUCAGUGCAAGUUUUCGACUUCCACCUUCGCAUUGCCGGACAAGACACUCGGAAAUAUUCCUUCAAGGCCUACGAUGAAGUCCAUCUCGCCCCCAUGGGCUACUUCCAGCCUUCCAUAUUCGACAAUUCGGAAAAGCUCGAGGGACGCAGGAAGUUCAUCAUCCGUUCCGUCGACAUUUACGAUAGCCAGCCGAACGAUCCUACAUCCGCAGCUCAGUCUGAGAUCUUGACCGCCAUUGCCCCUCCACUAGCUAAUGGCCAGGUGAAUGGCGAACCUCGGCCUGUCACAUUAGAUGUCCAAGCGACACCAAGUCGCUCACAACAAGUGAACGCCCUCAGCCGUGUACAGGAACUAGAUGCCACUCCUCGAUCGUCGGUUGCUGGAUCACCUGCACCAGAAGCGGUCGGCACACCUCACGCUGGAGGUGGUGGCACUCCACUUCCUAACGGACAGGGACAGAGCGUCUCGCAACCUCCUCGUGCACCUACUGUGGAGGAGCGCGAUGACAUUCUUCCAGUAUUCCCCUUGGACAACGCGAUUCUCACAUCCAUCGCACACGCUGCUCGAUCUGACGAGCGCAAGAUGCGGGAUUUCCUCGGUGGGAUCAUGGUUGUGGGAGGCGGUAGUCUCGUCAACGGCUUCCAUUCCUUCCUGGAAGAGCGACUCCAAACUCUGCGACCGGGCUUUGCCAAUGAAAUCAUGGUUGGCACGCCCCCAAGAGAUCUCGACCCUCAAGUAGUGGUCUGGAAGGGGGCAAGCGUAUUUGGCAAGCUGAGUGGGACGAACGACAGCUGGAUUGGACAGUUGGAGUAUGACCGGCUGGGGCAUAGACUGAUGGCGUACAAGUGCAUGUGGGCUUACUGA
Messenger RNA from Aspergillus clavatus NRRL 1, 2166 nucleotides. Its product is annotated as putative chromatin remodeling complex subunit (Arp8). The record is from RefSeq and is a predicted model, not a curated record. The coding region runs from base 1 to 2166 and encodes 721 amino acids. Lineage: Eukaryota; Fungi; Ascomycota; Eurotiomycetes; Eurotiales; Aspergillaceae. Gene Ontology annotation, biological process: double-strand break repair; regulation of DNA-templated transcription. The transcript is spliced from 4 exons. Gene Ontology annotation, cellular component: Ino80 complex.